AUGGACUUAAUGAAUAAAGAGUUGUCGGUGUUGACUGAGGACAUGGGAUUUAAGCCUGUGACUGUAUUUAGACAAGAUCCAAAGUUAGUAGCGGCUAUUGAUAAACUUUUUUGUGGAGAUCGACAUGAAAAGUUUCAUAGUCUUGUUAGAGGGCCAGUAAAAUUGCCUGAUAGGAAAUUAGAGUUUGAUGAAGUUCAGCAACUUUUGAAGCUAACAUCAAAGGAAGACGCGUUUUUAAAAAGAAAUGAAGCAAGGAAAUCUCUUAUAAGAAAAAUAGAAGUGAUACUUAGCAACGUCAACAAAAGUGCAGAGAGUGGUGAAACUCCCAAAAUGGUAAUCAGAAACCAGAGACUAUGGAGCAAUUGCAUAUAUGAUUUAGAUCGUGUUACAUUGAAAUCUUUCAAUGAAGCCAAAAAAUCAACAAUUACAUAUUCAAGCACUGAAGACAAAACUAGAUUCAAUAUAAUAGUUUUUGUCUUAACAAAAGUACAUGAACUACUAUUAAAAAAUUUGAUCGUUACAAGAAGGGAGCUGUUUUACCAGAACGUGACGAGAUUUCGUAAUCAGACGAACUUGGACAUAGCGGUUAGGGAUGUGUGUUGUUUGCUGGAGUCACCACCUUGGUGUCUUGGUAUUGUUGCUACUGCCAAAGGUUUAAUCGCGGGCCCACUUACAAUGCGCUACAGAGAUGGGACUGUAAUCGAUUGUACAACAUUAGGUGGCACUCUAAUACCGCAAGAUGUAGAAGGCAUACAGGAAUUUAAAUCGUCUGCGAAAUAUAUUUUUGUCCUAGAAAAAGAUGCCAUAUUUCAGAAGUUAUUGGACGAAGGAGCACUCGUACGAUUGGGUCCAGUUAUUAUUAUUACGGGUAAAGGAUAUCCAGAUGUGUGCACUCGUCAAUUGCUGUGUCGCCUCUGCAAUGAGCUGCAUUUGAAGGCGAUAGCGUUGGUCGAUGCUGACCCUCAUGGCUUCGAAAUUUUUCUUACGUACAAAUAUGGAUCCUUGGCUCAAUCGCAUCUUUCUUCAUCUCUCGCUUGUACUUCCUUAAUGCUGCUGGGAGCUAGCGUCCAGGACGUGAUGACUUUAUCGUCUAGUGAAGCAAGGCUGAAACUUACUAAUCUUGAUAAAAGAAAACUUGCAGCGUUACUAAAGAGGCCCUACCUACAAACUGAAACUGGUGCCCGUCUAAAACAAGAGGUAAAUGCAAUGUUGUCGAGUGGUAUUAAGGCUGAAAUAGAAGCAGUCGCAACAACUGCUGCAGCGCUGUGCGAUGCUUAUUUACCAUCUAAAAUUAUUCAAGGCGACUAUUUGGGCUAA
Achroia grisella is the source of this 1317-nucleotide messenger RNA. It is a transcript of the gene mei-W68, whose product is annotated as meiotic recombination protein SPO11. The record is from RefSeq and is a predicted model, not a curated record. Gene Ontology annotation, cellular component: nuclear chromosome. Gene Ontology annotation, molecular function: ATP binding; DNA binding; DNA topoisomerase type II (double strand cut, ATP-hydrolyzing) activity. The transcript has 8 exons. Lineage: Eukaryota; Metazoa; Arthropoda; Insecta; Lepidoptera; Pyralidae. Gene Ontology annotation, biological process: meiotic DNA double-strand break processing; meiotic DNA double-strand break formation; reciprocal meiotic recombination. Bases 1 to 1317 code for a protein of 438 amino acids.